CCUGUCGAGUUCGUUCGAGUCCGGCUUUACUGCUCGACAUCAACACCUCACCAAUGAGUUCUCUCGCUUUCCCUUGCCGCUCGUCACCACUGACGCCCGCCUCCACCUCCGUUACCCCUCCCGUCCCGGCAUCGCCGUGUAUAAACAUCCGCCGCUCGCGACGAACAGCCAACCGCCAUUUCCACCGCCUCGCCGCCAGCACCCGGAAUUCCCCCCGGACCGUCGCCAUGGCCGCCACCGCCGCUGCCGCACCUGUCAUCUCCCCGAAAGAAAACCUUCCCCCAAUCCUGACCUCCACCUCCGAGCCCCCUCCCCUCUUCGACGGCACCACCAGGCUGUAUGUUGCAUACCACUGUCCGUAUGCGCAGCGCGCUUGGAUUGCCAGGAACUACAAGGGUUUGCAGGACACGAUCAAGAUAGUCGCGAUCGAUCUGGCGGACAGGCCGGCUUGGUACAAGGAGAAGGUUUACCCAGGGAACAAGGUGCCUUCGCUGGAGCAUAACAACCAGGUGAAAGGAGAGAGUUUGGAUUUGGUCAAGUACAUCGAAAGCAACUUCCAAGGCCCAGCAUUGCUUCCUGAUGAUUCUGAAAAAAAGCAGUUCGCUGACGAGCUACUUGUGUAUACCGAUGAGUUCAGUAAGGCAGCGUACUCAUCCAUAACCUCCAAGGGAGACGUUUCAGAUGAAACUGUUGCUGCGCUGGAUAAAAUAGAAGCUGCCCUGGGGAAGUUCACAGAUGGCCCUUUCUUCCUUGGCCAGUUCAGUUUGGUGGACAUUGCGUAUGCGCCAUUCAUCGAAAGGUUUCAGAUAUUCUUUUCUGGUAUCAAGAACUACGAUAUCACCAAGGGCAGACCUAACCUUCAGAAAUUCGUUGAGGAAGUGAACAAGAUCGAUGCUUAUACACAAACCAAACUGGACCCACAAUUUCUGCUUGAACAAACUAAGAAGCGGCUUGGGAUCGAGUGAAGCUGUGACCAAGGAUGAACAAGAGAUGAAAUUUCAGUCACUCAGGAACGUGCUUGCUUGCAGAAUGCUAAAUAUGGAAUAAAUGAUGCAUGCUACUAGGCUCCUGCCUUUUGAAUAUAAAAUAUUUAUUUUGUGGUUAUAGUUCGACAGUGUGCCCAUGCUUGUGAAGGAGGAUGAUCAUAUACUGUAGUACUGUACUAUAAGUUCCAUGAACCGAUGCUCUUAUGUUCUCAA
This is a messenger RNA of Lolium perenne, 1199 nucleotides long. RefSeq names its product protein IN2-1 homolog B. The record is from RefSeq and is a predicted model, not a curated record. Gene Ontology annotation, molecular function: glutathione transferase activity. NCBI's taxonomy places the organism in Eukaryota, Viridiplantae, Streptophyta, Magnoliopsida, Poales, Poaceae. Gene Ontology annotation, biological process: protein glutathionylation.